CAUCAGCAGGAGACACGCCGACGCACCCGCGGUCAUGUUUGGUCACUUGUUUGCAGAGGGAACUAUUCGAUAGGUAAUUAGAGGGCACUUUUACAACAACUUUACGGUUAUCAACCUUAUUUGGUGCUUUAUUCUUUCAUUUGAAGGAAACGCGUUUUGUAGCAGCGCUCGGUAAAACCGUUCACCAAGGUCACAAGUGCCGGUGUGUGUAGUGGGGGAGCUAAGCCUGCAACCACGUGCGGUUUAUAGGAGGCAGUUUUUUUUAUUUUUAAAGCCACAUAAGUGCAGGAAAUAUGGCUGGACUUAUAGACUUUAAAGACGAGAAGGAAGUGAAGCAGUAUCUGGACAAUUUGGGAGUGGAGUACAGCUUCCAGUGCCACAAAGAAAACGACGUCGAAGGGUGCCAGAGGCUGGCGGACUACUUUGAAGCGGUGAAGAGGAACUACGAGUCUGCAGCUCAGGUGCUCAAACACAACUGUGAGAAGAAUGGACACGGAGAGAGCUGCUAUAAACUGGGGGCGUACUACGUCACCGGCAAAGGUGGCGUGACGAAGUGUCUGCAGACGGCCUACUCCUGCUUCAUGCGCUCCUGCCACACCGACGGGAAGAAGUCCCGGGACGCGUGUCACAACGUCGGCCUGUUGGCCCACGACGGGCGAGUCAGCGAGGGGGGGGCCCCCGACCUCGCCGUCGCUCGGCAGUACUACGAGAAGGCGUGCGGCGCCGGCUUCGCCGCCUCCUGCUUCAACCUCAGCGCCCUGUUCAUCAAGGGCAACGCCAAGGGGAUGCCGCCGGACAUGAAGCAGGCCGCCAAGUACGCCGACAGGGCCUGCGAGCUGGGACACGUGUGGGGCUGCGCCAACGCCAGUCGCAUGUACCGACUCGGGGAGGGCACGGAGAAGGACGAGAAGAAGGCCGAGCAGCUGAAGAAUCGGGCGAAGGAGCUGCGCGGUUUGAAGAAGGAGAGUCAGCUCAAGUUCGGGGAGUGAACGGGACACUGUGUGUGUGUGUGUGUGUGUGUGUGUGUGUGUGUCUGUUCGCAUGUAGGAGGUUAUAUGUUGCUUAACGGAUGUGUGUGGCUCGGCUGCAGUGUCAGAUUCAGGGAGUAGUAUUGACUAUUUAUAUUUGUAGAUUCCAGCCAAAAUCUAAAAAUGCUUAGUUGUGAUUCGUGUACAGUAUAAGAUGAUAUGUAAUGACCUUGUAAGGACUGAUUUGUGGGGUAAAUAAAACAUUUUUGUGAAUAACUCUGAA
Pseudoliparis swirei is the source of this 1251-nucleotide messenger RNA. RefSeq names its product cytochrome c oxidase assembly factor 7. Gene Ontology annotation, cellular component: mitochondrial intermembrane space. The coding region runs from base 294 to 989 and encodes 231 amino acids. Lineage: Eukaryota; Metazoa; Chordata; Actinopteri; Perciformes; Liparidae. The transcript has 3 exons. The record is from RefSeq and is a predicted model, not a curated record. Gene Ontology annotation, molecular function: protein binding.